AUGAACCAGAAAGCCAAUGCACAGGAUAAAUGGGCCCAAACCGGAUGGAGAAUAGAGCAGAAGUAUGCAAACAAAGUGUUGUUAGGCAACUGGGCUGAAGAAAGACUUCAGUUCACUCGCAAGCCAAAGAUAGCCUACAGCACCAGUUCUGUAGACUACCGACCCCACAGGGAUUUCAAGCCAGACAUCUCUGAGAGAAGAUCUGCCCUGCUGAGAGCUGAGGGGCUUCCAUCUAAGACGAUUUUUGGGCACCAUGACCCGCCAUCCUCACAUUAUCUGGUCACACAGUAUGCGGAAAGCUACGGGUGUAACCUCAUCAAUGCUUUGCCCACUCUGCAACACAGACAUGCAGACAACUUGACACAAAAGCCCGAGAGGUCUGACCAGCUGACUUCUGCACUUCCAAACAACUUUGGCCCGCUGCAGACCACAAAUCACCAUUUUGAAAUACAGCAGUCACACCUUCCAUCUCUGACUGAGUACAGGUCAGCAUACCAGAGGCAACCACUUAGUGCCUUCUGCCAGAGCCGCUUUGCCAAGGCUUCACACAUGCUCUCCAGCCACCUCUAUGAAGCCAAUCGUAACAACAAGGAUCUGGAUCUGAGACAGCACUUGAUCCUACAAGUCCCGGAUCAUUAUUUCAGCCUAUGUCCACCAUCACAACAGGCUUAA
Molecule: messenger RNA, 672 nt
Organism: Haplochromis burtoni (Burton's mouthbrooder)
Lineage: Eukaryota; Metazoa; Chordata; Actinopteri; Cichliformes; Cichlidae
Gene: cfap107
Product: chromosome unknown C1orf158 homolog
Exons: 4
Coding region: 1-672 (223 amino acids)
Source: RefSeq, a predicted model, not a curated record